Menidia menidia (Atlantic silverside) is the source of this 2466-nucleotide messenger RNA. The record is from the annotation of a GenBank genome assembly. Lineage: Eukaryota; Metazoa; Chordata; Actinopteri; Atheriniformes; Atherinopsidae.
AUGUCUGCGACCACAGUCGAUCAGAGACCUAAAGGACAAGGAAGUAAAGUACAAAACGGAUCAAUGCAUCAGAAAGAUGGUGUGAAUGAUGAUGAUUUUGAGCCUUACCUAAGCGGCCAGACAAAUCAGAAUAACAGCUAUCCACCCAUGUCUGAUCCCUACAUGCCCAGCUACUAUGCUCCAUCCAUUGGUUUCCCUUAUUCUCUGGGAGAGGCUGCUUGGUCCACAGCAGGAGACCCACCAAUGCCCUACCUAACGACCUAUGGACAGAUGAGCAAUGGCGAGCCGCACUUUAUCCCAGAUGGUGUUUUCAGCCAGCCAGGUGCCCUGGGAAACACUCCUCCCUUCCUUGGCCAGCAUGGCUUUAACUUCUUCCCCGGUAAUGCAGACUUUUCCACCUGGGGCACCAGUGUUUCUCAGGGUCAGUCGACGCAGAGCUCGGUCUACAGUAACAGCUAUGGCUACGCUCCCAGCUCUCUGGGCCGGGCUAUCGCGGACGGACAGGCAGGCUUUGCAAACGACACCCAGCUCAGUAAGGUCCCGAUGCUGAGUAGCAUUGAGCAGGGUAUGGCGGGGUUAAAGCUGGGUACAGAUAUGGUGGCAGCUGUCACCAAAACCGUGGGUUCACCCUUGGGAGGCACAGCAGGUAUGAGCAGUAUGGCGGCCAAUAACCUUCCUCCAUCUGUCAGCUCCUCUAUACCUAAACCAGCCUCCUGGGCAGCGAUCGCCAAGAAGCCGGCCAAGCCCCAGCCUAAGGUCAAACCCAAAGCCAACAUGGGGAUGGGUGGCGGUGCCACCAUCCCGCCACCACCCAUAAAGCACAAUAUGAACAUUGGUACUUGGGACGAUAAGGGCUCUCUGAACAAGCCCCCAAUAGCUCAGACUAUGAUGCCACCCCAACCUCUGGUGCAGCAGCCUCUUCUCGCUCAGCCCCAGCCCUUACUACAGAACCCUUUACCCCAUCAGCCUCCACACCAGCCCCAUCACCAACCCCAUCACCAACCCCAUCACCAACCCCAUCACCAGCCCCAUCAUCAGCCUCAUCACCAGCCCCAUCACCAGCCCCAUCACCAGCCCCAUCACCAGCCCCAUCAUCAGCCUCAUCAUCAGCCUCAUCAUCAGCCUCAUCAUCAGCCCCAUCAUCAGCCCCAUCACCAGCCCCAUCAUCAGCCCCAUCAUCAGCCCCAUCAUCAGCCUCAUCAUCAACCCCAGCCCUUCCAACUCCAGUCCCCCCAACACCCCCAACCUGUGCCUCCUGGCCCUCCGCACCUACACCUCACCUCUCAACCAGGUCCCCCACAGCCCCUCCACCAUCCACACCCCCAGCAGCCUGGCCCCCCUCCCAGCCGCUGGGUGGCUCCAAGGAACAGAGGGGAUGGCUUUGGUCUGGGAGGUGGUGUUCCACUGAGUGCCUCACAUUGCUCUGGAGAAGUGCAUCCCGUGUUGGAGAAACUCCGCGCUCUCAACAACUACAAUCCCAAAGACUUUGACUGGAACUUGAAAAAUGGACGUGUUUUCAUUAUCAAGAGCUACUCAGAAGAUGACAUCCACCGCUCAAUCAAGUACUCCAUCUGGUGCAGCACAGAACACGGCAACAAGCGCCUGGAUAGCGCUUACUGCUCAAUGGGCAACAAGGGGCCCCUAUACCUCUUGUUCAGCGUAAACGGCAGUGGGCACUUCUGUGGCGUGGCCGAGAUGCGCUCGCCGGUGGACUACAAUGCCUAUGCGGGCGUCUGGUCUCAGGACAAAUGGAAGGGCAAGUUUGAGGUGAAGUGGAUUUUCAUCAAGGAUGUGCCCAACAACCAGCUGCGGCACAUCCGGCUGGAGAACAAUGACAACAAGCCAGUGACCAACUCCAGGGACACUCAGGAAGUGCCUCUGGAGAAGGCCAAGCAAGUGCUUAAAGUUAUUGCCACAUACAAGCAUACCACCUCAAUCUUUGAUGACUUUGCACAUUAUGAGAAUCGUCAGGAAGAGGAGGAGGCUCUGAGGAAGGCUUCUGAAAACAACCUGUCAGUAGGAAGCCAGUUUCAUUCUGUGCCGGGCGUUGCGCUGCGCUGCUUUUGUAGCCCUGACCUCCUACAUGACAGGAUCGGCCUCACCCUCCUUGGCCUGACAAGGUGUACGGCAGCAGCCAUCCUCAGAAGCCUUAGUGUCACCUGUAAGACCUGCAAGGACAGGAGCAUGCAGACAGAGAGGAUUCCAUAUCUGCAGUCAGCAUCCCCUCUAGCUGCAGUGUCCCUCCCCAGACACCCGCCUGACAUGUUUGCACUGAGCGACGAUGGGCACAUGGAGGCCAGCGGCGCGGCCGCAGGGGGCACGUCAGAGUGGCAAGGUCACGUGAAGGACGUUGGCGUGAGCUGCAGGAUGGGAGCGGAGAGCUGGGGCCCGCCUCAGCGAGGAGCGCGCUGCACAGGGACAGCAGAAAAUAGCACGGCUAAGGGAGACAGAGGACGCGGCACAUAA